Molecule: messenger RNA, 798 nt
Organism: Fonsecaea multimorphosa CBS 102226
Lineage: Eukaryota; Fungi; Ascomycota; Eurotiomycetes; Chaetothyriales; Herpotrichiellaceae
Exons: 3
Coding region: 1-798 (265 amino acids)
Source: RefSeq, a predicted model, not a curated record
AUGGCAGAUCUUCUUUCAGGUGGCACAGCAGUUGUCACAGGAGCGGCGUCAGGGAUCGGCCGGGCCACUGCAAUCGCUUACGCCCGCGACGGAUGCUCCAACUUGCUCCUAGGAGACCUCUCGGUUGCUGGGUUAGAAGAGACUCGGAAGCUCAUAUUGGAUUCUUAUAAGGAAGUCAAGGUGGAGAUCAGUCUACUGGAUGUCGCAGAUGAGGAGGUCGUCGAGCAGUUCUUCUCUAAAGGAGUCCAAACAUUUGGAAGGGUGGAUUUCGCCGCCAAUGUGGCGGGAUAUGCUCACAAGGCAGCUCCCAUUCAUGACUUAUCGGAAUCGGAAUAUGAAAAGUCUUACGCGGUCAAUCAAAAAGGGGUCUUCUUCUGUGAACGGGCAGAGAUUCGACAGAUGCUCAAGCAAGAGCCGCUGCCGCAGUUUGGCUACAGAGGAAGUAUCGUAAAUGUCACGAGCUUGUGUGCCACUAUUUCAAUCAAUGGGCUGGCUGCUUACUCGGCCACAAAGGGCGGCAUUUUGGGCCUGACAAAGACGGAUGCCCUGGAUUAUGGCCCGCAGAAUAUCAGAAUCAAUGCCGUGGCACCUGGCAACACUUUGACACCCAUGGUCGUAAAUGCGAUGCCGGCGAAUCAUUUGGACCUGUUCGCUUCAAUGACUCCUCUCCGAAGAAAUGCGGUGCCAGAGGACAUUGCGAAUGCGAUUGUCUGGUUAUCGAGCCCAAGAGCUGCCUACAUUACCGGCAUUUCCAUACCUGUAGAUGGAGGCAUGAAUUUGCAGACAGGGCCUCCGUAG